AAAACAAAGAUGCUGAUUCAUCUUCAACAUUAGGUAAAUAUUGUUCUUUAUUCAAAAGUACUAUUUCUUGUGUGUUAUCACCUGUAUCGACUAUUAUUUCUAUAUCAACAAAUGAUAAGUUAG
This is a messenger RNA of Funneliformis mosseae, 123 nucleotides long. The record is from the annotation of a GenBank genome assembly. Lineage: Eukaryota; Fungi; Glomeromycota; Glomeromycetes; Glomerales; Glomeraceae.